Molecule: messenger RNA, 5335 nt
Organism: Oncorhynchus kisutch (coho salmon)
Lineage: Eukaryota; Metazoa; Chordata; Actinopteri; Salmoniformes; Salmonidae
Product: protein phosphatase 1 regulatory subunit 12A-like
Exons: 28
Coding region: 95-3565 (1156 amino acids)
Biological process (GO): signal transduction
Cellular component (GO): A band; Z disc; cytoplasm
Molecular function (GO): protein kinase binding; enzyme inhibitor activity; phosphatase regulator activity
Source: RefSeq, a predicted model, not a curated record
GGCCCCCCUUCCCACGCCCAGUGCGCUGUGGGAUAGUGGCACUAUAAAGUAUAUCCUCUCUCGGAGAAAGAUAAGAAGCCCGAGACAGGAGGGGAUGAAGAUGGCGGACGCCAAGCAAAAAAGGAACGAACAGUUGAAACGGUGGUUAGGGUCGGAGACAGACAUCGAGCCUCCUAUUCUGAAAAAGAAGAAGGCGAAGGUGAAGUUCGACGAUGGCGCCGUGUUUUUGGCUGCCUGCUCAAGCGGCGAUACCGAGGAGGUGCUCCGAAUGAUUGACCGGGGUGCUGACAUCAACUACGCCAAUGUAGACGGUCUGACUGCCCUCCACCAGGCGUGCAUAGAUGACAACGUGGACAUGGUGACCUUCCUGGUGGAGCAUGGUGCUGCCAUCAACCAGCCCGACAAUGAGGGCUGGAUCCCCCUCCACGCCGCAGCCUCUUGUGGAUACAUGGACAUAGCAGAGUAUCUGAUUGGCCAGGGAGCCAGUGUGGGGGUGGUGAACAGUGAGGGGGAGACACCACUGGACAUCGCUGAGGAGGAGGCCAUGGAGGAGCUCCUGAAGAAUGAGAUCAACCGACAAGGCGUGGACAUCGAGGCGGCCAGGAAGGAGGAGGAGCGGAUCAUGCUGAGGGACGCCCGGCAGUGGCUCAACAGCGGAACCAUCAACGACGUCCGACACGCCAAGUCCGGGGGGACCGCACUCCACGUGGCCGCCGCCAAGGGAUACGCUGAGGUUUUAAAGCUUUUAAUCCAAGCAGGGUAUGAUGUAAAUAUUAAAGACUUUGACGGCUGGACCCCGCUCCAUGCUGCUUCACAUUGGGGCAAAGAGGAGGCCUGCAAGAUACUGGUGGAGAACCUGUGUGACAUGGACCUUAUCAAUAAAGUGGGUCAGACAUCUUUUGAUGUUGCAGAUGAAGAUGUCCUUGGCUACUUAGAGGAAUUACAGAAGAAGCAGAAUCUGCUCAAUAGUGAAAAGAAGGAUGUUAAGAAGUCUCCCUUGAUAGAGACGACGACCACCGGGGACAACAAUCAAAAUCUAAAAUCCAUUAAGAGCAAAGAGACCCUCCUCCUGGAGCCCGAGAAGCCCGCCCUGCGCAUCGAGACCCUGGAACCGGAGAAGGUGGACGAGGAAGAGGAGGGCAAGAAGGACCAGGAGUCCAGCUGCUCCAGCGAGGAGGAAGAUGAGGAAGACUCUGAGUCUGAGACUGAAGCCGACAAGAGCAAGACGCCUGUCCCUGUGAGCAACAGUAACGGCACUGCUGUGGUGCCAACGCCGACCAGCGUUACGGUGUCUUCCACCUCCCCAACCAGCCCCACUAACCAGGUGACUCUCACCUCGCCUGUCAAGAAGUCUGAUUAUAUUACUGCCCUCUUGCCUGUGGCGGAGCCAAGCUGUCCUGCAUUAUGGCGUCAAGGCUUGCGCAAAACUGGCAUUUCUCUUGUGCCCAAAAAACCCAUGGUGGCCCAGCAGGUGUCCCCUGCUGGUAAGGUCUCUCCUAAAGAGGUCUCCCCUAAAGAUAAACAGGAGGAUGACAAGACGAAGAAAUCGGACGAGUCCCCGGCGUCGUGGCGCCUGGGCCUGAGGAAGACUGGCAGCUACGGGGCGCUGGCGGAGAUCACGGCCACCAAGGAGGCCCAGAAGGAGAAGGACACGGCCGGGGUGAUGCGCUCGGCCUCCAGCCCCCGCCUCUCCUCCUCCCUGGACAACAAGGACAAAGAGAAGGAAAAAGACAAAGGAACCAGACUUGCCUACGUUGCCCCCACCAUCCCCAGGAGACUGGCCAGUACAUCAGACAUUGACGAGAAGGAGAACAGGGACUCUGCUGCUAGUCUGGUACGUAGCGGCUCCUACACCAGGAGACGCUGGGACGAUGAGCUGAAGAACAGUGAAGGAAGCGCUUCCACCAACCGAACAACACCCAGCUAUCAGCGCAGCACGUCCCACACGCUAACGCUAGGGCGGAGCGGCAGCACGCGGGACGUGCCAGCCAAGUCCUCGUCCGCCUCCAGCUUGGACCCUAACACCUGUAACACUAAACCCUGGCAGUCGCCCGCCUCCCACUACCAGUCUUACAGCAUUUACCGCAGUGGUUCCUUUGGCAGGAGGCAUGAAGACCUGGGUUCGACCACCUCUUCCUCCACUAGCACCACCACAACCACCUCGUCUGUUACCUCGCCCACCGGCUUCCGUGACCGCAGCCUGCUCUCCAGCCUGGGCUCCUCCACCCGCACCGGAUCCUCCAGCCUCACCAGCAGGUACUGGGCAGAGGAGAGUGCAGAGAGGGAAAAGGAGCGGGAGAAGGAGUCUGCUGCAGUCAUCCCUACGAUUAACACUGCUUCUACCACCACCACGUCCACUACUGGCACUAUCAUUGGCUCUGACGGCAGGGAGAGACGCAGGUCCGACACGCGCACGUCGUACCUCACCCCUGUCCGGGAUGAAGAGUCGGAGUCCCAGAGGAAAGCCCGCUCCAGACAGGCUAGACAGUCCAGACGGUCUACCCAGGGUGUGACUCUAACUGACCUCCAAGAGGCAGAGAAGACCAUCGGCAGGAGUCGCCCCAUACGGACCCGGGACGAGGAGAAGGAAGAGAAGGAGAAACAAGACAAGGAGAAGCAGGAGGAGAAGAAGGAGACUGGUGAAACCAAGGAGGAAGACUACCGGUCAAGGUACCGCAGCUUCGAAGAGACUUACCAGCGCUACCGUCCCUCCACCAGCUCGGCCACCACCCUGAGCACGGCCUCCACCCCGUCCUCUACUUCCUCUAGCUCCCUCAAUAGGCCCAACAGCUUGACCGGCAUCACCUCCAGCUCCCUCAACAGGCCCAACAGCCUGACCGGCAUCACCUCCUCUUACAGCCGCUCCUCCAGGGACACUGAGAAAGAAUCAGACAAGAAGCAGCAGGAGGAGGAGAAGGAGGGAGAGGAUAAGUCCCAGCCCCGCUCCAUACGUGAUCGCCGGCGGCCCCGUGAGAAGAGACGCUCCACCGGGGUGUCUUUCUGGACCCAAGAUGGGAGUGAUGACAAUGACCCAGACCAGUCGGCGGACUCAGAGGAAGGCAGCAUCAAGGGUGAACCUCAGAGUGACCGACUGUCCAGGAAUGAGAGCAGCACUUCCUCUUCCGACCGCUACGACCACUUGGGUAGCCGUGGCUACGGCGAGGGUCGCAGGUCAUUCUCAAGCAGGCUGGACCGAGACGAUAGCACUGACUACAAGAAGCUUUAUGAGCAGAUCCUAGCUGAGAAUGAGAAGCUGAAGUCCCAGUUACGUGACACAGACCUGCAGCUGAAUGACUUGAAGUUACAGCUGGAGAAGGCCACACAGAGGCAGGAGCGCUUUGCUGACCGGUCGCAGCUUGAGAUGGAGAAAAGGGAAAGAAGAGCUCUAGAAAGGAAGAUCUCUGAUAUGGAGGAGGAACUUAAGAACCUCCCAGAGGUAAAGCAGGUUCAGGCCCUGCGUCAGGUCAAGGAGCGGCUGCAGGCAGAGAACAGGGCCCUGGCCCGCGUGGUGGUCAAGCUCUCCCAGUCAGCCUGCAGCCAGCUGCCCCCCUCCGUGGACCUGUAGCCCUGCCCAACCGCUCCCCCUCACCCUCCCUUCUCAUGCUCCAUUUGUGCUCCGACCUCACCCAUAGACAGACGCUACCAGACUUGAAAGCAGACAACCAGAGACUAAAGGACGAGAACGGAGCUCUUAUUCGAGUCAUUAGCAAGCUUUCCAAGUAGAACAUACAACCCCCCCCCGGCAGCCCGCCCUCUCCUCCAUGGCAGUGACUAAUGGACUUGCAACUUUUAGGUAUUAAUUGCAAGAGACAUCAGCAUCAAGACUCCUCCUUCUCCCCUCAGCCCUCCUAUCCCUCUCUCCUCUACCACCACAUCCUCCAUGUCCUCCCUCUCUCCAUUAGGUUAUUCUCCACUUCAACCUGUGGCUGCUCUCCAGAUAGAACCACUGAGUUUACAUUAGCAGAGGAUAGGGUUGUGAACGGCAUGUAAAAGCGUUUGCGGGCGGGGAUCCUCAACUAUUUAACCAAUAAGCCUUAGUUGUACAUAAAACACUUGUAUCGAUCUCUCGGCUGUCACAGAAGGACAGUUAUUUCACACCUGAUUUUAUUUGUGCCACAAACUCUUAUUUGAUCUUUUUGUUUCCAUUUCCUGUUUGUUUCUCGACCUACAUACAAAGGUUGUGCGAUGUGUAGUUGUCCUGUUCUUUCUGACCCCCAGAAGUCCUCCCCCUGUUUUUGGAGGCUCUGUCUCACAGCAGAAGACUUCCCAGUGGUACCCCCUGUCUUAGUGCAUGCAACCCCUCCCCCCGACACACACCACACAAGCACACGUGCACACACCUCUAUCCAUGCCACUCACCCCCUUUCCAUUUCUGUACCUUUGUGUGUCUCCCUCAGAGGUAAAUGGAAUUAUCGCUUUACAGAACAGGUGGACUUGGUGGAAUUUAAGCUUUCACUGUAUGUGCAAUAUGCAUUUAUUUCUAAUAAAAAUGCUUUAAUGAUGAGUCCAUCACUAGUAGGAUUUUCACUCCUCCAUCUUUCCAUCGCUCACCCCUUUCACCGACCCCCCCCCCCCCUCUUUUCUUUAAGGUUGUAGUGUAGUCGUUGGUUUAUACUCUGUAUUUCUCACUUCGUUUUAGCAGGUACUGAGUGAUGCUGUAUAUACCUGUAUGUAUCGUUUGAGACCAGCACAUGGCAUGCAUUUAUGAUUCCCGUCUGUUACUAUUAAAAAUAUACAAACUCCAGAGGACAAAAAAAGUGUGUUUUUAACUAUUUUCUUCAUUUAUAGUCUAAAGACAUUGGAUUACAAUAGGGCCUCUCUCUCUUAAAGGGAAUGGCUGGCAGUGUUCAGUGCUUUUUCUUUCCAGUUUUAAGUGUUCACGGUAAUUGAGAUACGAAUAAUAUAAUUGCUUCACUACAUUUCACACAUUGUAUUCAGUAUCUUUGGACGAGUGCUGUUCAUUUUUUAUUUCAGUUUAAGCCGUAGUAUUAGCCAAGGUGUUGUCACUAAAAGAUCUUAGGUAUUGCUAACCCAGUCUUUUUUACAAUGUCUACAUGCACUGUCAAUGCCAUGUGAGGAGUAUUUCAUGUCAGCCACCAUCAAAGUCCCUACAUCAAACACAUUUGAUGCAUUUCAGUGGCCUUUUUAAGGAUACUGUAGUAAAGAAAAGGUUGCUGUAGUUGGACUGUUGGCCAUCUCCUCUUUUGGUUUACAUUGCUGUUUUUCCUUUUUAAAUGUCCCAUCUUGUAAAAUAGGCGUGGCUUCAUACAUGCGAGCUGUGCUGUGACUACCAACCACUGAAGAGUUCAUUAAAAAUAAACUUGUACAUUGUGAA